UUCAUUGGAAUGACAUCAUUUCGAAAUACUCUUUCACCUCCUCCUUACUGCCAUGUCUUCCCAUUAUGUUCCCGCGCACGUCAUACCUGCGUUCAGCAAGCACUACUCCGUCUACCAUGACAGAGAGUUCCUUGACAUUCCUCGCAAGUGGGUCUCGCGACACGGGCACAGGACUCCGGACUCAUGCACGUUGGAGCUUGUCAAUGGACUGCAAUGGUCCGUUCAUUUGACCAAGUCACGGUAUGUGACUUGGUGCUUUGAUGGGGGAUGGUCGGAGUUCGUUCGUGGCGCACGUAUAGAACCAAAUGAUUUUCUUGUUUUCCUUUACAAUGGUGACGGCGUUUUCCAAGUAUUGCGAUUCAAUGAUCAAGGGUGGAUGCCGAUGCGAGACCUCACAUCCGUAGAGGACCUAGCAAUGCAGCUUCGUCGCGAUGGCGAUACUUCUAGUGAUGAUACAGGUGUCGAGCGUUAGAUGUGCCAUUGUAUCGUGGAGGCAGAAGUUCUGUUGUGAUCCUUAACACAGCAAGCGGUGUUGUGCUUCAUCCCACGCUGUUUUGUGCUAACUGAUUCCCCUCUUUUCUUUAUUUCUUAUUUCUAUCGCAUGUGCUUAGUUGUUUUGUGUUUAUGACUGAAUUCCCUUCUAUUUUAUAUCUGUUUCUCAUAGCUAUGA
Molecule: messenger RNA, 670 nt
Organism: Salvia splendens (bonfire salvia)
Lineage: Eukaryota; Viridiplantae; Streptophyta; Magnoliopsida; Lamiales; Lamiaceae
Product: B3 domain-containing protein At5g57720
Exons: 4
Coding region: 53-472 (139 amino acids)
Molecular function (GO): DNA binding
Source: RefSeq, a predicted model, not a curated record